Messenger RNA from Notolabrus celidotus (New Zealand spotty), 3167 nucleotides. It is a transcript of the gene sox10, whose product is annotated as SRY-box transcription factor 10. The transcript has 4 exons. Gene Ontology annotation, cellular component: nucleus. The record is from RefSeq and is a predicted model, not a curated record. The coding region runs from base 288 to 1790 and encodes 500 amino acids. Gene Ontology annotation, biological process: neural crest cell migration; enteric nervous system development; morphogenesis of an epithelium. Lineage: Eukaryota; Metazoa; Chordata; Actinopteri; Labriformes; Labridae. Gene Ontology annotation, molecular function: RNA polymerase II cis-regulatory region sequence-specific DNA binding; DNA-binding transcription factor activity, RNA polymerase II-specific.
CACAGAGCAGCCAUUCAUCGGCUCUACAGUCAGCCACACACACUCCCAUGUCGAACCACUGGACAGCUACACUGGUGUAACUGCUUUUGCUGAAUCGGAGAUCCAGCCAACGGUGGACUGUAUUUGGACGCUUUUACGCAGCAGUAUGGCUUUGCCUGGGAAGAGUCAGCAAUAACUGAGAUCGCCGGGGACUCCAGACAUCUUAUUCAAUCAAAUCGAUUAAAUUACACUGAAGAGUUCUCUGAACAUAGUUUGAAUUCAAGGGUUGUCUUGAGAUCAGCUUAAACAUGUCCGGUGAAGAGCACAGCCUGUCUGAGGCGGAGCUGAGUCCCGGAGGGUCAGACGAUGGUCACUCACUGUCACCGAUUCAUCCCGGAGGGCCCCCGGGCCAGGGCUCACCUCUGACCGGGCCGCCGCCGCAGCUGAGCGCACUCUGUGUUGGGGACGUCAGCGGAGAGGACGCAGGCAUACCCGGAGUCAAAUCAGAAGAAGAAGAUCCCGAUCGCUUUCCGAUCGGCAUCAGAGAGGCGGUCAGUCAGGUACUGGAUGGAUAUGACUGGACACUUGUGCCUAUGCCGGUGCGCGUGAACAACGGAAACAAAGCGAAGCCCCACGUGAAGAGGCCUAUGAACGCGUUUAUGGUGUGGGCGCAAGCGGCGAGGAGAAAACUGGCCGACCAGUACCCCCACCUGCACAACGCGGAGCUCAGCAAGACCCUGGGCAAACUGUGGAGGCUGCUGAACGAGACUGACAAGAGGCCAUUCAUCGAGGAGGCGGAGAGGCUGAGGAAACAGCACAAGAAGGACUACCCAGAGUACAAGUACCAGCCCCGGAGACGCAAGAACGGCAAACUAACGACCGCUAAUGAGUCCGACAGCCAGGGGGAAGGGGAGGCCAGCCACUCCCAGUCCCACUACAAGACCCUGCACCUGGAGCAUAACGGUGGGGCUGGGUCUCCCCUGGGUGACCUGCACCACCACCAUCAUCAUCACCACCAUCCUGCAGGUCAGGGUCACAGCCCACCCACGCCCCCUACCACCCCAAAGACAGAGCUCCAGUCUGGGAAACUGUCUGAUGCCAAGAGGGAGGGAGCAGCAGGGGCGGCCGGAGUAUCAGGGGGGUCCAGGGGAGCCCUGGGAGUGGGAGCUGAAGGAGCCUCAGGCGGUCCUUCUUCAUCAAGCACUAAACCCCACAUCGACUUUGGCACCAUGGACAUUGGUGAGAUCAGCCACGAGGUGAUGUCCAACAUUGAGCCAUUUGAUGUGAAUGAGUUCGACCAGUACCUGCCUCCAAACGGGCACCCACAGGGUGCCACUGGGGCCUCUGCAGCAGGGUCCUCGGCCUCUUCUUACGCCUAUGCCCUGGCUGCUGCGAGCGGCCACUCCGCCUGGCUUUCCAAACAGCAGCAGCCUCAGGGCUCCCCGUCUUCUUCUGACCCCUCCAAGGCCCAGAUCAAGAGUGAGUCUGCAUCAGCGAGCCAUUAUGCCGAGGCCUCGUCUUCCCCUUCCUCGGGCACCCAUGUCACCUAUACCCCCCUCAGCCUCCCUCAUUACGGCUCCGCUUUUCCCUCGCUGGCCUCCAGGGCUCAGUUCGAGUAUGGAGAGCACCAGGCCCCAGGGGCGUACUAUGCCCACUCCAGCCAGGCCCCUGGGCUGUACUCAGCCUUCUCUUACAUGGGCCCUACACAAAGGUCUCUGUACACCACCAUAGGAGACCCCUCCAGCGUGGCCCCCUCUCACAGUCCCACACACUGGGAGCAGCCUGUUUACACUACACUCACAAGACCCUGAGGGAGAGCAGCCGAGCAGAGGGAAAUAUGGGAAGUGUGUGAGUGGAUCUGUGCGUAUGUGAGCAAAUAAGUGAGUGUGGAUGUCUAUCUGUGUGUGUUUGUUAUAUUGUGUGUAUGUGUGUGUGAGUGUGUGCUGUGCCAUAUUGAUGUUAUAUUAGAGGUUUUUACUUUUUUAGCCAAUAUAAUGCAAGACGCAUCCACAAGGCCUUACAAAGUUUGAAAGAAACAGCCACAUAUAAAGUGUGAAACAGCCAAUCAGAAAUUAAAUAAAUCUUAACAAAUGUGUGCCAUCAUGAAUUUGUAAGCCAGGUUGUACAGAAAGUGUGUAUACCAGAUUGUAGAUGAGUGAACAAAUAUUGCAUUGAUGAUGAUGACCCUGAUUUGACCCUGCGAUGAUGGGCUUCGACUGACAUAAUCAGAUUUUAUUAACCAAACUAAAGCAGAUGUUUGUGAUGUUAUUGUGUUAUUUUAUAUGAGUAGUAAGUUUAUUGUCAUUGUUGAUAUCCUAGGGUGUAACUUUAUUGAUUGAUAUUACACUAAUACAUCUGCACCACUGCUUUGGGAAAAGCAUGUUUCUAUGAUCCCUGUUUUUUUGUCUUAUUGUUUUUGGUGGCCAGAAAAGGAUAAUUGCAUCAUUUUUUCUUUGUAGAUAUAGCACACUCUGUAUUUCUGUCCUUUCUUACAUUGACUUCACUGAACUGAUGAUUAAAGCAUUUAAGGGGAAAAAUAGGAAAAUGAGAGGGAAAGAGAGCUCUUAAAGAUGCAUAUUAUCCAGAGUCUUGGAUACUUACCUCAAAUCUUUUCAUUUUGUGCCAAUAGCAAAGCAGAACUACAACUUUGGAUGCCUGUUAAAUAAUGCUUGUGGUGUUGGGGCAGUUAACAUUUACUUUUUGCAUUUCAAGUGCCUAACAUUUUGCUGAUUCACAUCUGAUUUAUCCAUAACUGAGUUAAAAUCUAUAAGUACAAAGUCUCAGCCAAAUCUCUCCAGAUAAUUGGCCAGCUUUGGGUCCUACUUACGGAUUAGAAUCACAUGUACGGCCGUUCUGCGCUGCAUGUAGGCCAAAGCAUGUUACAGUUUAUUCCUUUAAUGUGCCUAAACAGCUCUCUUCUUCUUCCUCUGCAAUGUGAAUAAUGGUAAUUACCACAGGCUUCAACUUUUAUGAAGUGAUGCAUACUCAUUUUUAUUCUGACCCUCUCAUCUUAUUAUGUUUAUGUCAGUAAUAAUGCAUUGUGUGUCACACCUUUGCUUUUUUCAUUUUGUAUAAUUCUGGAUAGUUUUGUAAAGUGUUUGCUAUACAUUCACUUGAGUAUUUUGCUUCCAUACAUGAAAAGCAAUGUUGAAAUAUUAUUGUUGUCAUCUAUUAAAUCAAUUUAUUUA